Mesoplodon densirostris (Blainville's beaked whale) is the source of this 2219-nucleotide messenger RNA. RefSeq names its product aurora kinase B (gene AURKB). The record is from RefSeq and is a predicted model, not a curated record. Gene Ontology annotation, cellular component: spindle microtubule; chromosome passenger complex; spindle midzone. Gene Ontology annotation, molecular function: protein kinase activity; ATP binding. Gene Ontology annotation, biological process: mitotic spindle organization; protein phosphorylation; regulation of cytokinesis. Bases 65 to 1099 code for a protein of 344 amino acids. The transcript has 9 exons. Lineage: Eukaryota; Metazoa; Chordata; Mammalia; Artiodactyla; Ziphiidae.
CGCGGCCGGGCAGGUUCAGUUGUUUCCCAGCGGCCAGGGAGGUGGCUGUGCUGCCGGCUCCAGGAUGGCCCAGAAGGAGAACGCCUACCCCUGGCCCUACGGCAGGCAGACGGCUCAGUCUGGCCUGAACAUCCUGCCCCAGAGAGUCCUCCGGAAGGAGCCUGUCACCCCAUCUGCGCUUGUCCUCAUGAGCCGCUCCAAUGCCCAGCCCACAGCUGCUCCUCUCCAGAAGGUGGUGGAGAACAACAGUGGGACCCCCAACUUCUCAAUGCGUUCCUUCACAAUCGACGACUUUGAGAUUGGGCGUCCUCUGGGCAAAGGCAAGUUUGGAAAUGUGUACUUGGCUCGGGAGAAGAAAAGCCGUUUCAUCGUGGCACUCAAAGUCCUCUUCAAGUCUCAGAUAGAGAAGGAGGGUGUGGAGCACCAGCUGCGCAGGGAGAUCGAAAUCCAGGCCCAUCUGCAGCAUCCCAACAUCUUGCGUCUCUACAACUAUUUCUAUGACCGGCGAAGGAUCUACUUGAUUCUGGAGUAUGCCCCCCGGGGGGAGCUCUACAAGGAGCUGCAGAAGAGCCGCACUUUUGACGAGCAGCGAACAGCCACGAUUAUGGAGGAGCUGGCAGAUGCUCUGAUAUACUGCCACGGGAAGAAGGUGAUUCACAGAGACAUAAAGCCAGAGAAUCUGCUCUUGGGGCUCCAGGGAGAGCUGAAGAUUGCUGACUUCGGCUGGUCUGUACACGCCCCCUCCCUGAGGAGGAAGACGAUGUGUGGCACCCUGGACUACCUGCCCCCAGAGAUGAUUGAGGGGCGCGUGCACAACGAGAAGGUGGAUCUGUGGUGCAUCGGAGUACUCUGCUACGAGCUGCUGGUGGGAAACCCCCCCUUCGAGAGUGCUUCCCACAAUGAGACGUAUCGGCGCAUCGUCAAGGUGGACCUGAAGUUCCCCCCUUCCAUGCCUGCAGGAGCCCAGGACCUUAUCUCCAAGCUGCUCAAGCAUAACCCCUCAGAACGCCUGCCGCUGGCUCAGGUCUCAGCCCACCCUUGGGUCCGGGCCCACUCCCGGAGGGUGCUGCCCCCCUCUGCCCUUCAGUCUGUCCCCUGAACUGUCCCUGUCAUUUUCUCAGUUGUGUCUGUAUGUCUGUAUAUGUGUAGUUAGGAGAAGGGGUCCCUGGCCUGUUCCCGCAUCUGUCUUCUACCUCCUCUUUAUCUAAUAAAGGCUGAAGCUUUUUGUACUGAUGAGUGUAGAUGUUUACAGGUGGAAAUUGCUGUGAAGGAAACCGUCACCUGUGGGGAGGAGGCUGGGGAGUUGCCCAUGCCGGGUGCCAGUAUUGGCAUUGCAUCACUGCCCCUGGGAGCACCCUGCCCUCUCAGCUCUAACCCCCACCUGGUCAGCUCCACCCCACCCCCAAGUCUUUUUUUUCCCCUGCUCUGACUCCCAGACCUGGGGAUGCUGGGGACUUCAGCUCCAUUCUGCUACGCCUACACACCAACCAUCUCUGCCCACCUUCUCUUACUACUUGCUCUUACUUGACCUCUAUUCUUUCCCUCUUCUGGUUCACUCCUGCCGACCCAGGAGCAAUUGAACUUGUUGUACCCAGAAGUUGUUUGUUUUUCAGCUUUGAUGAGGAUCUAGCACAGGAGUGAAUAGAAGCAGUAAUCUUGUUCCUAACCUAAGGUUUGAGGUUUCACUGCUAGAUAUAUGAUGCUUGCUGUAGAUUUUUUUUUUUUUUUUGCGGUACGCGGGCCUCUCACCGCUGCGGCCUCUCCCGUUGCGGAGCACAGGCUCCGGACGCGCAGGCUCAGCGGCCAUGGCUCACGGGCCCAGCCGCUCCGCAGCAUGUGGGAUCCUCCCAGACCGGGGCACGAACCCGUAUCCCCUGCAUCGGCAGGCGGACUCUCAACCACUGCGCCACCAGGGAGGCCCUGCUGUAGAUUUUUAAUACAUGUCCUUUAUCAGGUUGAGGAAGGCCUGGUCACUUCCUAGUUUGCUAAGGGUUUGGGUGUUUGUUUUGGGGUCAGCCGUAACAGCGUGAGGGAUCUUAGUUCCACGACCAGGGAUCGAACCCACGCCCCCUGCAGUGGAAGCGUGGAGUCUGUUGGGGUUUUUUUGAAUCAAAAAUAGGUGUUGACUUUCACCUAAUGCUUCUUCUGCAUCUGUUGAUUAUUUGCUCUUUUAAGCCAUGUGGUGAAGAACAUCAAUAAAGGUUUUUAUUUUCAUCUCA